Messenger RNA from Spathaspora passalidarum NRRL Y-27907, 1479 nucleotides. RefSeq lists its product as uncharacterized. Gene Ontology annotation, biological process: D-serine catabolic process. Gene Ontology annotation, molecular function: D-serine ammonia-lyase activity. The coding region runs from base 100 to 1356 and encodes 418 amino acids. The record is from RefSeq and is a predicted model, not a curated record. NCBI's taxonomy places the organism in Eukaryota, Fungi, Ascomycota, Pichiomycetes, Serinales, Debaryomycetaceae. The transcript has a single exon.
AAGCCGGUGCGUUUAUUUGGACCAACUUUUUCAAGAACUAGUUCUAGUAAUUUGAAUCUCAAUAACUAGGAGCAGUGUAAGAUUAUAAAAUCGUCAGCUAUGAAGUAUCCAUCUGAAUUUACUCCUGUGGCAAACAAGCAAGAAUUAUGCAAGCAAUAUGUUGGUAAAUCUAUAAAAGAAUUACCAACCCCAUCUAUAGUAAUUGAUCGGUCGCAAUUCCGGGCAAAUUGCCGACAAAUGAUUGAGAAUGCCAAGAAGCUCAAUGCUGAUUUCCGUCCACAUAUUAAAACCCAUAAGACAGUAGAGGGUUGUAUCGAACAAUUGGGUGAUGGAGAAGUAUUCACUGAUAGAAUUGUGGUGUCCACCAUGAUGGAAGCGUGGGGUGUUUUACAGAUUCCUCAGGUUCAAGAUGUUCACUAUAGUUUACCAGUGGUCAAGUCAAGAAUUCCAGAGUUUGCUUCAUUUAGCUCUCGUGUAUCUCAUUUCCGCUUAAUGUUGGAUCAGAUUGAGCAGUUAGAAGCAUUGGCUGCUUAUAGAGAAGCCAAUCCUUCUAUUAAGAAAUGGUCUAUCUUCAUUAAAGUAGACAUGGGGACCCAUCGUGCUGGUUUGCCUGUAGGGGAUGAAUUAGGGUCAUUACUUCAAAAAGCACUUAAGGAUCCAAGAAUUAAAACGCAUGUUGAAAUCUACGGACUUUACUGUCAUGCGGGGCAUUCCUAUUCCUCUACUUCUGAGAAAAUGGCCAAGGAUUUUCUUAUUGAUGAAAUUAACUUUGCGAACGAUGCUGCAUUGUUAGCUAAAUCGCUUGAUCCUAGCUUGCAAUUAGUUCUCUCUGUGGGUGCAACUCCAACCGCCAAUGCUUCGUCGCUGUUGACUAAUGAAGAAUUACUUGAAAAGCUUCACAAUCAUAAGCUCGAGGGGAAGUUAGAAUUACAUGCCGGAAACUAUAGUUGUUGUGAUUUACAACAAUUAGCCACUGGAUGUAUCACACAAGCUACUAUUUCCUUAACUGUCCUUAGUGAAAUUGUUUCAACAUACCCCGGCAGAGGUGAUAAUGCGCCCGGGGAGCAACUUAUCGAUGCCGGUGUCCUUGCCUUGGCAAGAGAGUUCAGUGCCAUACCUGGGCAUGGUAAAGUAAUUGAACCAAAGGGUUUUGGAGAAUGGACAGUAGGAAGAUUGAGUCAAGAACACGGGGUUUUAACGCCUCUGGAUAGUAGUUGUAAGUUUAUACCAUAUGGGACCCAAGUCAGGGUAAUUCCCCAACAUGCAUGUAUUGCUGCUGCUGCUCAUCCAUUCUUUUUUGUCGUUGGUGAUGAUAACACAGUAGUAGAUGUGUGGGUUCCAUUGAGAGGUUGGUAAGUUAGCUGCUAAAAUACUUUGUAGCUACGUUAAGAAUUUGCGCAGCUGAGCAACAUAGAAAAACUUGUAUAACUAUUAUAUCAUUUCUAGAGCUUUAUUAGUAUGUAUUUUUACUAUUUUUUU